Molecule: messenger RNA, 3343 nt
Organism: Trifolium pratense (red clover)
Lineage: Eukaryota; Viridiplantae; Streptophyta; Magnoliopsida; Fabales; Fabaceae
Product: beta-galactosidase 8-like
Exons: 19
Coding region: 425-2935 (836 amino acids)
Biological process (GO): carbohydrate metabolic process
Cellular component (GO): vacuole; cell wall
Molecular function (GO): carbohydrate binding; beta-galactosidase activity
Source: RefSeq, a predicted model, not a curated record
AUCUCACUUAUCCACUUGUAAUUAGAAUUUCUAGUCACUACUACUCCACAAAACAAAUUAUAAUUUUUUUUUAGUGCAUUUUCAACAAGAAGAUGCUAAACUAAACAGUGAGUGCAGUAAAAAGGAGAGACACAGGACAAGAAGCAGCAGAGGAAGAAGACAAUGUCACCACCGACAACCUUUUUCUUUUUCAACAAACAGUUUACACCUGUCAUACCCUUCUCCUCAUAGUUUCAUUCAACAUUAUUAUUAUACACAUGUUUCAUAGUACUACAAAGCAACAACAUGUGUAACAGAUAAACCAAACCAAACCAAGAACCUUGUAUUGUAUUGUCAUUUUGAUUCAAAGAAAGAAAAGUUCCUUUCUUUCUUUGUGGGUUUCUUUUAUUUCUUUUUGGGUUUUUUUUAUCCAAAAAAAAAGACAAUGAGAGCCAUCAAAAUUGUUUUGGUUUUGAUUUGGUUCAUUCCAACAAUGUUUUGUACCAAUGUGGAUUAUGAUCAUAGAGCAUUGGUCAUUGAUGGCAAACGUAAAGUCUUGAUUUCUGGUUCUAUUCAUUACCCUCGUAGUACUCCACAGAUGUGGCCAGAGCUUAUUCAGAAAUCCAAAGAUGGAGGACUUGAUGUGAUUGAAACCUAUGUUUUUUGGAAUUUACAUGAACCAGUUAAAGGCCAGUAUGAUUUUGAUGGGAGGAAGGAUUUGGUGAAAUUUGUGAAGACAGUAGCUGAGGCUGGUCUAUAUGUGCAUCUCCGGAUCGGUCCAUACGCGUGUGCUGAAUGGAACUACGGUGGUUUCCCUCUUUGGCUUCACUUCAUUCCAGGGAUUAAGUUCCGAACCGAUAAUGAACCAUUCAAGGCAGAAAUGAAGACAUUCACCGCUAAGAUUGUGGAUCUCAUGAAGCAAGAGAAAUUAUAUGCAUCACAGGGAGGACCUAUUAUUUUAUCUCAGAUUGAAAAUGAGUAUGGAAACAUUGAUUCACACUAUGGUGCUGCUGGUAAAUCUUACAUCAAUUGGGCAGCAAAAAUGGCUACAUCUCUUGAUACAGGUGUUCCUUGGGUCAUGUGUCAGCAAGCAGAUGCUCCUGAUCCAAUUAUUAAUACAUGCAAUGGAUUUUACUGCGAUCAAUUCACACCAAACUCUAAUACAAAGCCGAAAAUGUGGACAGAGAAUUGGAGUGGAUGGUUUCUUUCAUUUGGUGGUGCUGUUCCUUCCAGACCUGUGGAAGAUCUUGCAUUUGCUGUCGCGCGCUUUUUCCAACGAGGUGGAACAUUUCAAAAUUACUAUAUGUACCAUGGAGGGACCAACUUUGAUCGAACUACCGGGGGACCUUUCAUUGCUACAAGUUAUGAUUAUGAUGCUCCAAUUGAUGAGUAUGGCAUUAUAAGGCAGCCAAAGUGGGGCCACCUUAAAGAUGUGCAUAAGGCCAUAAAGCUUUGCGAAGAAGCAUUAAUAGCUACGGAUCCCAAGAUUACAUCUCUUGGUCCAAACCUAGAGGCUGCAGUUUAUAAGACAGGAUCUGUAUGUGCUGCCUUCCUCGCCAACGUGGACACCAAAUCUGAUAAAACUGUAAAUUUCAGUGGCAAUUCAUAUCACUUGCCUGCAUGGUCUGUGAGCAUCUUACCAGAUUGCAAGAAUGUAGUGCUUAAUACUGCAAAGAUUAAUUCUGCAUCUGCGAUUUCAAGCUUUGUAACUGAACCUUUGAAAGAAGAUACUGGUUCUUUAGAAGCUUCUAGUUCAAAAUGGAGUUGGAUAAGUGAACCUGUCGGUAUUUCGAAGGUCGGUUCAUUUUCAAAAACUGGAUUACUUGAGCAAAUAAAUACCACAGCUGAUAGAAGUGACUACUUGUGGUACUCAUUAAGCAUUGAUCUUAAAGAUGAUCCUAGUUCGCAAACUGUCCUUCACAUUGAAUCGCUUGGCCAUGCCCUUCAUGCUUUCAUAAACGGCAAGCUUGCAGGGAGCCAAGCAGGAAACAGUGGCAAAGCUAAGCUUAAUGUGGACAUCCCAAUCGCACUAGUUUCUGGAAAGAACAAAAUUGAUCUGCUUAGUUUAACAGUGGGACUUCAGAACUAUGGAGCUUUUUUUGACACAGUAGGAGCGGGGAUCACUGGUCCUGUGAUAUUGAAAGGUUUGAAGAAUGGCAACACUCUUGAUCUCUCGUCUCAGAAAUGGACAUAUCAGGUUGGCCUAAAAGGUGAAGAGUUAAGUCUGUCUAGUGGAAGUUCUGGACAGUGGAAUUCACCGUCAUCCUCUCCUAAGAACCAACCAUUGACUUGGUACAAGUCAAACUUUGAUGCUCCAUCCGGAAGUAAUCCAGUUGCAAUUGACUUCACGGGGAUGGGAAAAGGCGAGGCUUGGGUAAACGGACAAAGCAUUGGGCGAUACUGGCCUACAUAUAUUGCUUCAAAUGCUGGUUGCACAGAUUCAUGCAACUAUAGAGGACCAUAUACUGCGUCCAAAUGUCGCAAGAAUUGUGGAAAACCAUCACAGACAUUAUACCAUGUACCGCGAUCGUUUUUGAAACCAAGCGGCAAUAUUCUUGUAUUGUUUGAGGAAAAUGGUGGCGAUCCAACACAAAUAUCUUUUGCUACAAAACAGCUAGGAAGUUUGUGUCAACAUAUAUCUGAAUCUCACCCGCCUCAAAUAGACUUGUGGAACUCGGAUACAGAAUCGGGUAGACAAAUAGGGCCUGAACUAUUGCUCGAGUGUCCUAAUCAAAAUCACGUAAUCACUUCCAUCAAAUUUGCAAGCUACGGAACACCACUCGGGACUUGCGGAAACUUCUACCACGGACGCUGCAGCAGCAAUAAGUCACUGUCAAUUGUAAAGAAGGCUUGCAUUGGAUCAAGAAGUUGUAGCGUUGGAGUAUCAACUGAUACAUUUGGAGACCCUUGUAAAGGAGUGACAAAGAGUUUAGCUGUUGAAGCUACUUGUGCAUAAGAAAAUAUAUUGUGAGCUUUUAGACAAAUUGAACCUUGCACUAUUGAGGAAUAUAUUGUGCAAGUUUUGGAAUUGAACCUUUAGACAAAUAUAUUGCGAGGUUUUAGACAAAUUGAACCUUGCACUAUUGAGGAAUAUAAGUGCAAGUUUUGGAAUUUCAAAAAGAAAAUACUUACAGCACAUUGUGGUAGGUUUAAGAAACUUUAUGAGAUUUAAGAAAUUUAUUUAUAGCUUAGCACACUAAGAUUUAAGAAAAUCACGGUCAUGACGUCUGACUUAGCAAUUUCAACAUUUCUGUCGGUUAAACUAGGAUUUGUGGACCACAAGCACUCGAUUUUAAACAUAAAGAAAAUCACUUGCAAGAUGAUAAUAAAGUUAGCCAAACUCAUUAUCAUUCUCUUCAUUCUA